UUCAAUUGUUUAUGCCCGUCACCAAUUGCCAAAAAAUGGGCUCAAAUAUUUCAGUACCUGGCACUAGUACUAACUUAGUUACGGCCAAAUUGCCUCUGAGGGACAUCGCCCUCGAUGUUAAGCCCGGUCGUUCGACCAGCAGACCGAGACUUAACAAUGGACAAAUGGAAGUGGACGGGGGGCCCAAGGGAGAGGGCUUCCGGUCGUAUUACAUAACGAAAAUCGAGGAAUUGCAACUGAUUGUGGCCGAAAAAAGCCAGAAUUUGAGGCGUCUCCAAGCGCAAAGAAACGAGCUCAAUGCUAAAGUGAGGAUGUUACGAGAGGAACUAAUGCUGCUCCAAGAACAGGGAAGUUACGUGGGCGAGGUUGUUAAACCCAUGGAUAAGAAAAAAGUCCUAGUUAAAGUACACCCUGAAGGUAAAUUUGUGGUUGAUAUUGACAAAAACAUCGACAUUAACGACGUGACUCCCAAUUGUCGCGUCGCCCUACGUAAUGAGAGCUACACCCUGCACAAAAUUUUGCCCAACAAGGUCGACCCUCUGGUAUCCCUAAUGAUGGUGGAAAAAGUCCCCGACUCGACGUACGAAAUGGUCGGCGGUUUGGACAAACAGAUCAAAGAGAUCAAAGAAGUGAUUGAACUCCCAGUGAAACACCCGGAAUUGUUCGACGCUUUGGGGAUCGCUCAGCCCAAGGGAGUGCUCCUGUACGGCCCUCCGGGCACCGGAAAGACGCUCCUGGCCCGAGCUGUGGCCCACCACACCGAAUGCACCUUUAUCCGGGUUUCUGGCUCGGAAUUGGUCCAGAAAUUCAUCGGGGAAGGGUCGCGAAUGGUGCGCGAAUUGUUCGUAAUGGCCCGAGAACACGCCCCUUCGAUCAUCUUUAUGGACGAGAUUGAUUCAAUCGGGUCGUCGAGGAUUGAAUCGGGCUCAGGGGGCGAUUCUGAAGUCCAACGAACAAUGUUGGAAUUGUUGAAUCAAUUGGACGGGUUUGAAGCAACGAAAAAUAUCAAAGUUAUUAUGGCGACCAAUCGAAUUGAUAUUUUGGAUCCGGCACUCUUAAGGCCGGGGCGUAUUGAUCGGAAAAUUGAGUUUCCGCCACCGAAUGAAGAGGCGCGGCUUGAUAUUUUGAAAAUACAUUCGAGAAAAAUGAAUCUAACACGUGGGAUUAAUCUGAGGAAAAUCGCAGAGCUGAUGCCGGGCGCCAGUGGGGCCGAAGUCAAGGGUGUCUGCACUGAGGCCGGGAUGUACGCCUUAAGAGAGCGCCGCGUCCACGUGACUCAGGAGGACUUCGAAAUGGCCGUAGCCAAAGUGAUGCAAAAGGAUUCAGAAAAGAACAUGUCGAUUAAAAAAUUGUGGAAAUAAUUUUAUUUUAAUAAAAAUUAGUAACUUGAUCGUUUGCAGCUUCGCUUCGAUAUCUUCACACAGUGGUUUAGUGACUUUUGAUACAAUUUGGACUAAGGCGAGUGUUUGAAGGGCGUUAUUGUGCAACAUAGUCAACUCAUCCUCAAUGUAAUCCCCCUGCCCUUCGUGUCUUUGGACUUCUUCCUGAGUUAGAAUCCGCGAUAGGCUUGAAAUACCUGCAAAUUUCCCCUGUUUGGCAUUUUUUGUAGAUUUAGAUAAACACUCACUUUCUAGAUUAUUUUUGUAAAAUUCGUUGUCUACAAUCUCGAGCUCCACUUCGCGUCUUUGGCACUCCGCCCCCCGUUUGCAGGCUUGAAAGCAGGUCAAUUGCACGUGGUUAUCGGUGGCCCCAGCGCCACUCUCAUUCUGAUAAACGGAAAAAAUUAAUCCCACAAACAGCGGGUCCAUGGUUUGGUACAUAAGCUGGGUCCUAACAUCUAACUCUGGGGUAAAAAUCACUCAACAAAAAACAACACCAAACUUGCCUACGUGACUCGGCCACACUGUGAUGUGGGGGUGCGAGUGGUACCAACCCAACACCCGCAUCGGCCUGUGUAAUUUACUCGCCAGUUCUUCCGCAUAACCACUGGCCGUGCACAACUGUUCGGGGGAGAUUUCCACUCGGUCGGGUUGUUUGUCGCUUCUGUGUAGAAUUACACAGGCGGAAAUGUAUGAAAUGCAGGAUUGUUCGUUCACCUGGAAAAAAAUUGUAAUUUUGGGGGAAAUACUCGCAAAGGGGCGCGUUACCUCACCGAUGAGGAGACCCAUGACCUCCUCUUUUUCGGUGGUUAGGGCGUGCUGGAAGCACGCAGUGUAUACAUCACUCGAUAAAACGACUUUUUUCAAAUACUUUUCGUCCGAGAUCAUUUUUGGUUUAGUUAAGUGAGACAAUUUGACGCAGUUUAAUUAAAAAAGCUCAUUUUUAUCGCUGAAGUAUCACAAAAAGUUUGGUUAUGUUUAUCUGACAAUUGUCAAAAGCUCAAAGCAUCAGAAAGUGACAAAUGGAAAGUCCCCAGUACGUAGUUAAAUCCCUAAAUAAAUUGGGCGUUUUUUAAAUAUUUUUAUUAAUAAUUAUGUUUUUUUUAUUCAUUACAGGACUAAUAUUUGGUUUUCAGGACCAGAUAAACAGUUAAUUCAUUUAAUUUGUCAAAAAUUUCUCUUAAGAGUUUUACAAUAAAACUUGUUAAUACAAAAAAUAAGACAAUUGAAAAAAAAUAAAAAUACAUUCCAAAAAAUGAUAAAAUGCACUCUCAAUAUCAACAAUAAAUCAAGUUAUAAAAAAAACACUUGAACUGAGAGUAUUUUCCACCGUAACUGAAAAAUAAUAGUCCUAAAGAAAUCAGUGUUUGCUACUAAAUAUUUAUUUUUUUCUCUUUGUAUGUGAUUGAUUUUUUUUAAACUAUAGUACCAAUUAAUAAAUAAAACUCAGUCUUUGUUAAAAAAUUUAUUAAAAUGGAAGACAUGGCUUUAAACACCUCCUCAAACCACCUCCUUCUCAGUCACUGAAAAAGUAUCGACAGUACUCGCUGAAUUGACCGGAGAAUCUAAAGGCCUUGAGGAAAAACCCCUUUUGCACAAAGCUGCGAUUUGGACUGGGUCCCGUCCUCUCGUUUCGGGCAAAUAAAACCUAAAACACAGUCAAUUUUUUUCUCUCUUUUUUUUACGAAAUUACCUGACAAAAAAGAACAAAGCGACGACAACAAGGGCAAAAAUAAAAAACGAAGCGGCCCCCAGAAACAUCAACAUGGCCUGAAAACACAAACCGACGAUAAAAUUCCCGCCCCAGUUGGCCAUACUGCCAAGGGCCAUGGCACUAGGUCGUGGCCCCACUUCAAACAGCUCGGAUCCGAUGAAAUAAGGGAUAGGGCCAAGGGCGAUUCCGUAGCAAAUCACGAAACCUAAAACUCCGACGAUGCUCAAAUAGGGCAUCCAGGAGAAGUGGGA
This is a messenger RNA of Tribolium castaneum (red flour beetle), 3344 nucleotides long. RefSeq names its product Regulatory particle triple-A ATPase 6 (gene Rpt6). The record is from RefSeq and is a predicted model, not a curated record. Gene Ontology annotation, cellular component: proteasome regulatory particle, base subcomplex. The transcript has 6 exons. Gene Ontology annotation, molecular function: ATP hydrolysis activity; ATP binding; proteasome-activating activity. Lineage: Eukaryota; Metazoa; Arthropoda; Insecta; Coleoptera; Tenebrionidae. Gene Ontology annotation, biological process: proteasome-mediated ubiquitin-dependent protein catabolic process. Bases 12 to 1361 code for a protein of 449 amino acids.